Owenia fusiformis is the source of this 1320-nucleotide messenger RNA. The record is from the annotation of a GenBank genome assembly. NCBI's taxonomy places the organism in Eukaryota, Metazoa, Annelida, Polychaeta, Sabellida, Oweniidae.
UUGAAGUUGAGCAAAUAGUUUACAGACUGAAAUUGAAAAUGACUUUUGACCGAUCAAUGGUAAUGACCUUUACCAGGGUUUAUCUAGGAGAAAUACUAGGCUGUUUGACGUUCAUACUAGAUACUGGAAUGAUAAUGAGUACAAGGUUUUUCAUUCAUGAUGUCACCUGUUUGGAUAUGUACAAUUAUACCAUAUGCGAGACUUUGAAUGAGCACCAUUCUCAACAAAUCCUUUUACAAGAGAAAGUCGCAGAUUUAAUAGCAACACAUAGAUUGAUUAACGUCAUAUCUUUACUUCUAACUGGAUUAUUCCUCGGAGCAUUAACAGAAGUCGCGGGACACAAAGCUGGGAUGAGUAUUGGCAUGUUUGGGUAUUUUAUAAAUUCCAUAUGUCUUACAGUUUCUUGUGUUCUCCGUCCAUCUGUUACACCAGUGAAGUAUAUAUUAAUUUUCGCAGGUGUUUCUGUCCAAGGAUUGUUCGGUGAGAGAAUAGUAGUUCUAAAAAAUGCUUUAGCUUAUUCUCUAACACAAGAAAAGACAGACCAUACACAAAGACAACUGGUAUUCCAAGGUGUGACGUUUUUUGGAAGCUUCCUGGCGUGCAUUGGCGUGAGUCUUCCACUUGAGGUAAACCCUCAGAAGAAGAGCUACUUUGCUAUUUAUUUGUGGCUUUCUGUAAUGUCUUUUCUUGGGUUAAUACUACCAUUGGUCGUUAAAUCUAGCCCCGAUUCACAAUCCGAUGUCUAUGAAACAUUUAAGGAUGAUCAUCCCGUUGCUCAAAAUGUUGAUGGCACCAAGCUUGGAAAUCCUGACAGCGUUGAUGAUGCUAUUGAACUCAGUGCAAUUAAUGACGACAAUAGAAAACUAAUCAAAAGUUCCAAAAGAAUCAACAAGAAUACUCCUACUACUAGCAGGGUCAGGAACACUUGCUCAUUACUCAGAGCUGUUUGGACAAACGUGGUCUCCAUCGUGCUGAUUUUGUUCAAGGGGAGGGAGUUCAAUAACCAAACUCAAAUAUUAGUGUUGCUUUUUAUGGUCGGAUACAUAGGUUUUGUGAUGCAAUGGUACAUUGAAGAAAUUGUACUGUUCACAUUCCUCCCUCCUCUAAAUUGGCGAUAUUUCGAAAACUCUAUACAAUAUGUCAUAUAUGCACUUACAGCGUCAAUCUAUGGAGUAGUGGUUUUACCUAUAAUAAGAAAAGUCGCCAAUCUUUCCGACAUCUCGGUUUAUAUUUUGGGUAAAUCAGCUUAUACUUUGAGCGUUACAUUUAUGAUAAUAUAUCCAAGUAAGGCAUGGGGUAUUAUUCUUUAUUCAAUAUUAC